CCUAGGGGCCGCCGCCGAAAUGGAGCGCGCCGGGGACGAUCCGGACUCGCCGCCGCAGGUGUCCACCCCGCAGGGCUCCUGACCCACCGCGGACGGCACCCCUUCCCAGACUCCGGUCGGGCCGGACUCCACAGAGCUGCGUCGGCAAUGGCUCACGAGGAGCUGUGGGCCCAGCCAGCCUUGGAGAUGCCGAAGCGACGGGACGUCCUCGCCAUUGUGCUCAUCGUGCUCCCCUGGACGCUGCUCGUCACCGUGUGGCACCAGAGCACCAUCGCGCCCCUGCUCACCGCGCGCAAGGAUGAUAGUGGUGACCCCCGGCGCGAGGCGCCACCUGGCACGGACCCCAGGGAGUACUGCAUGUCUGACCGGGACAUCGUGGAGGUGGUGCGCACAGAGUACGUGUACACGCGGCCCCCGCCCUGGUCUGACACGCUGCCCACCAUCCACGUGGUGACGCCCACCUACAGCCGCCCGGUGCAGAAGGCAGAGCUCACUCGCUUGGCCAACACACUGCUGCACGUGCCCAACCUGCACUGGCUGGUGGUGGAGGACGCGCCGCGCCGCACCCCGCUGACGGCACGCCUGCUGCGCGACACCGGCCUCAACUACACGCACCUGCACGUGGAGACGCCCCGCAACUACAAGCUGCGGGGGGAUGCGCGUGACCCGCGCAUCCCUCGGGGCACCAUGCAGCGCAACCUGGCGCUGCGCUGGCUGCGGGAGACCUUCCCGCGCAACUCCAGCCAGCCAGGCGUCGUGUACUUCGCGGAUGACGACAACACCUACAGCUUGGAGCUCUUCGAGGAGAUGCGCAGCACCAGGAGGGUGUCUGUGUGGCCCGUCGCCUUCGUCGGGGGCCUUCGGUACGAGGCCCCGAGGGUCAACGGGGCAGGGAAGGUGGUCGGCUGGAAGACGGUGUUCGACCCCCACCGGCCAUUUGCCAUAGACAUGGCGGGAUUUGCGGUCAACCUGCGGCUCAUCCUGCAGCGGAGCCAGGCCUACUUCAAGCUGCGCGGCGUGAAGGGCGGCUACCAGGAGAGCAGCCUGCUGCGCGAGCUUGUCACCCUCAGUGACCUGGAGCCCAAGGCAGCCAACUGCACCAAGAUCCUGGUCUGGCACACGCGGACUGAGAAACCGGUGUUGGUGAAUGAGGGGAAGAAAGGUUUCACUGACCUCACGGUGGAGAUCUGAGCCCCGGACACAGGAGCGCCUUCUGAGACCUGCUCCUGGCCGCCUUCUCUCCCCACGCCGUGUCCCUCCGAGGCGCACUCCUGUGGACUCGCUGCCCCCCUCCCUUCCCUGUGGGGCCUUCAGAGAGCCCGGCCCGAGGCCGGGACGAAGGACGGAGACCCUGAAGCACAGAACCCCCAGACGUGUUGUGCUCCACCCGCCCGGCAGUCCUGCGGAGUUGACGCCAUGGGCCCCGAACCAGGGGACUGCCCGGCUGGGACGGAGGUGAGAGCCCCGCAGAGCGGCCCUGGCCCCACGGGGCCCCACGGUCACGGGACGGCGGCCCCCAGCCCCUGGCGUCCGGACCGAGCUGCUCCAGGGAGAGGAGGCCGGCCACACCCAGCGUGCUUUCCUCACUCCCGCCUGCAGAGCCUGGGGCCGUCUGAGCGCCCGGCAGGCCGGUCCGUACCUCACCUCGCGGAGGGAGCAGAGCCCCUCCAGGCCCUGGCCCCAACACCCGGCCCCGCCCAGCGCGGAAGGAGCCUCCCGCCCACCGCCACGCCUGGACCGGGACUGGGGAGGCAGACGCCCCCCACCAGAGCGGCCGGCGGGGAUCAAGGGGCAGGUGGGCCAGGAGCAGAGAGAGGAAGGGCCGGGCGGUGUCCUUCCCGCCCCCCGGCCAGGGGUCUUUGGCCUAGCGGAGGGGUCGACAGAAGGGCACGGAGGUGACUUGAACCCGGAAGGCGGGAGACGGAGCCCAGACUGCUGGCAGAUCGUGACAGAGAGUGGGAAACAAAACCUCGCUUCUCCCUAAUGGGGCGCGCAGUCAGCUGGCUGCCAGUCCCACCCCAUCCCCCCCAACCACGCAGCCCCCCGCCAGGAGGGAGGCGCUGGUCCCCCUGCCUUUCCCGCGGGCCAGCCCUCUGCCAGCCCCCACUCACGCUCCUGACCGCCGGAAGCACAAUUUUCCUCCCCUGAGUGGCAGAGGAACGGCCCGCGCCCCCUGAACAGGUGUUUACUUUUAACGCUAACAGCCCCCACCCCCCUGAACCUCGCCGGAAGGGUCCGAGGGCUGCCGAGAGCCUGCUCCUGGGUUUCGGGGGCGGUGGCCUCCGCGCAGCGACCCAGAGUGCCAAACAGCAUCGCGGCCUGUGCUGAAAGGGGUUUACCUCCUCACCGUGGCCACAGGAGCAUUCCACGGCCCCCUACCCAGAGCCCUGAGCUGCUUUGCGGGGCACACGGGUGCCUGGGAACCACGGGGGUGACAGCGACCAGCUGAGUGGGUGAAUUUGCGCCGGGCAUCGCGGCCUCGCUCGCCUGGACCAACCCUGGACGCUGGGUCAGCUGGCCUGGCUGGGCCACUGUCUUGGCCAGAAAGACAGGGCUGGUUUUCAGGAAAUUGGUGAUGAACCACAAAACGGGAUCGUCUCUUUUUUUUUUUUCUUUUUGGCAGAUACUAGUUCAGUUGUCUUCACCUAACACCCUCUCUUAGCUGCAUGUGUAUUUAUUUACAGUUAUAACCCUGGUGGACUGCAGCUUCCGUCUUCGUUGGGAAUGAGUUCGUUAUGAGCCAGGAUUGGGUCCAUGACCACAGCUUAUUUGCUCCCCCGUCGGGAGUGGGGGGUGCGGAGCCCCGAGGACACAGCGGGGUGGGCGGCCCCCACAGCUGCACC
Messenger RNA from Dama dama (fallow deer), 2843 nucleotides. It is a transcript of the gene B3GAT1, whose product is annotated as beta-1,3-glucuronyltransferase 1. Gene Ontology annotation, cellular component: Golgi membrane. The coding region runs from base 148 to 1191 and encodes 347 amino acids. Gene Ontology annotation, biological process: carbohydrate metabolic process; chondroitin sulfate proteoglycan biosynthetic process. The transcript has 7 exons. The record is from RefSeq and is a predicted model, not a curated record. NCBI's taxonomy places the organism in Eukaryota, Metazoa, Chordata, Mammalia, Artiodactyla, Cervidae. Gene Ontology annotation, molecular function: galactosylgalactosylxylosylprotein 3-beta-glucuronosyltransferase activity.